Messenger RNA from Erythranthe guttata (spotted monkey flower), 1800 nucleotides. The record is from RefSeq and is a predicted model, not a curated record. NCBI's taxonomy places the organism in Eukaryota, Viridiplantae, Streptophyta, Magnoliopsida, Lamiales, Phrymaceae.
AUGUAUAUUGGGAGAUUCCUUGAUGUUGAACGGAAAAAAGACGAACAAGAAUUGGUGAUUGUGAAUGAACCGGAAUUUGAAAAGAAUGGCGGGGAUGAGAGAUUCGAUAUUAGAGAUGGCAUGAGCAAGGUGGAAAGGAUUGAGAGGGGCGGUGGAGAGAGAAGUGCGUCGCCGGCCAUGGAGACGGCUGAGAAGAGAAAGAUGGUGGUGACGGCUAGGCAGAAGGGUGAUGAGGAUUGUUCCGAUCCUGCUAAACGCCGUCGGUUUGUUUCAGAUAUAUGCAAAGGCCUCAAUUAUGGUCGAACUCUGCAAGAAUCUGUAUCUUACUUGGAACCCAUGAUUAGAAAAUGGGUGCAGGAGGCAGUGGAGCGAUCACUCGAAAAAAAUCUGAGACCCUCAUAUGAUCAUGACCAAGUGGACAGUUCUGGAUCAAGGAAUUUGCAACUGCUAUUUGAUAGCAGUUUACCACACACCCUUUUUACGGGCAAUAAAAUCAUGUCCCGGAACGAAAGCCCUGUGAAACUUGUGAUGUACGAUUCAAACUCCAACGAAAUAAUAACGUGUGGGCCCCUAUCUUCACUCAAAGUUACCAUUGUUGUUGUUGAUGGUGAUUUUGGAGCUGCUAAUGAUUGGACGAAGGAGGAGUUCGAUAGCAAAAUUGUUAUGAACAGAGAAGGCAAAAGACCAUUAGUUACCGGACAAGUGAAACUCACUUUGCAAGGUGGAGUCGGUUACUUAAGUGAUUUAAUCUUCACCGAUAAUUCGAGCUGGAUUAGAAGUGGUCGAUUUCGCUUGGGAGCCAAAGUGCAUACUAAUUCCGAUCAAGUCGACAUUAGAGAAGCAAUGAGCACUCCCUUCAAAGUCAAAGAUCAUCGCGGGGAGUCUUACAAGAAGCAUUACCCACCAUCCCUUGACGACCAAGUAUGGCGAUUGGAGAAGAUUGCUAGAGAUGGUCCGUCCCAUAAAAAGCUGACUCUCUCUGGAAUAUUCUCCGUAGGCGAUUUCUUGAGGCUCUACGCUACAGACAAGUACCAACUACGCAAGAUACUUCAAGUGUCUAACAAAACAUGGGAGACAAUCUUCAGACAUGCUACAACUUGUUCUUUAGACGAUAAGAAAUACGUGUUCAGGACUGCAACCGGGACGGGGCUUUUCUUCAACUCCAUAUAUAAUGUUAUUGGAGUCACUUUUGACGGCCAAGAUUACCAUUCCAUGGAGAGUCUCAACCCUUAUCAGUUGAGGGUGGUCGAAGAACUGAAGCAGCAUGCUUAUAAAAACAUAAACGAGUGGGUUUCAGUUUGUGACCCAGUAAUUGUUGGAUACCCGAUGCUCGUGGCAACUACAUCACCCGACAGUUUUACCAAUCCUAAUGUGGAUCUUCAUGGUAUCAAUUUUCAAGAACUAGAUGCACCGCCUCCUUAUAAUUGUUUGUUCGAAGUAGGGGAGAGUUCAAAUUCAAUGGAAUGCUUCAACAACUCACCGACAUUAACAAACUGUUUUGGGAUGAGUAGUGAUUAUUAUUGUCCAGAUGGUGGACUCUAUAUUGAUAACUAUGUGGCGGGGGGGUCAGAGUCACAUUUGUCAACUGACGAUCUACCGAUAGAUGAUGGUUUUCAGGUUGAGUCGUCGUCAUCAGCUUUGCAAGGGAAUAAUUAUAAUGGAUUAUUUGUUGCCUCUUUUGUCAACGGUGGAAUAUCUGACCGCAUAUCCAAAACAAGUGGGUGUAAGUUUGUGCUGUUGGUGAAGACACGGAGACUGGGCAGGCGUAAUCUGGCUGCUCGGCCGUGGCUCCGUGUUUGA